AUGACCCGCCACACUAAGACCCACCACACUGAGACCCGUCACAUUAAGACCCGCCACGCUAAGACCCGCUACACUAAGACCCGCCACGCUAAGACCCGCCACACUAAGACCCGCCACGCUAAGACCCGCCACACUAAGACCCGCCACACUAAGACCCGCCACGCUAAGACCCGCCACACUAAGACCCGCCACACUAAGAUCCGCCACACUAACACCCGCCACACUAAGACCCGCCACACUAAGACCCGCCACGCUAAGACCCGCCACGCUAAGACCCGCCACACUAAGACCCGCCACACUAAGAUCCGCCAUACUAAGACCCGCCACACUAAGACCCGCCACACUAAGACCCGCCACACUAAGAUCCGCCACACUAAGACCCGCCACACUAAGACCCGCCACACUAAGACCCGCCACACUAAGACCCGCCACACUAAGACCCGCCACGCUAAGACCCGCCACACUAAGACCCGCCACACUAAGACCCGCCACACUAAGACCCGCCACACUAAGACCCGCCACACUAAGAUCCGCCACACUAAGACCCGCCACACUAAGACCCGCCACGCUAAGACCCGCCACGCUAAGACCCGCCACGCUAAGACCCGCCACACUAAGAUCCGCCACACUAAGACCCGCCACACUAAGACCCGCCACACUAAGACCCGCCACACUAAGAUCCGCCACACUAAGACCCGCCACACUAAGACCCGCCACGCUAAGACCCGCCACACUAAGACCCGCCACACUAAGACCCGCCACACUAAGACCCGCCACACUAAGACCCGCCACACUAAGACCCGCCACGCUAAGACCCGCCACACUAAGACCCGCCGCACUAAGAUCCGCCACGCUAAGACCCGCCACACUAAGACCCGCCACACUAAGACCCGCCACACUAAGACCCGCCACACUAAGACCCGCCACGCUAAGACCCGCCACACUAAGAUCCGCCACACUAAGACCCGCCGCACUAAAACUCGCCACGCUAAGACCCGCCACACUAAGACCCACCACGCUAAGACCCGCCACACUAAGACCCACCACGCUAAGAUCCGACGCACUAGGACCCGCCGCACUAAGACCCACCACGCUAAGACCCGCCACACUAAGACCCGCCACAUUAAGACCCACCACCAGGGGGGAGGCAUGGAGUCUCGCGACUGGCAGUACAUGCUUACCCGCCACACUAAGACCCACCGCGCUAAGACCCGCCACACUAAGACCCGCCACACUAAGACCCACCACGCUAAGACCCACCACACAAAGACCCACCACGCUAAGACCAGCCACACUAAGACCCACCACGCUAAGACCCACCACGCUAAGACCCGCCACACUAAGACCCACCACGCUAAGAUCCAUCGCACUAAGACCCGCCGCACUAAGACCCGCCACGCUAAGACCCGCCACACUAAGACCCACCACACUAAGACAGGCCACACUAAGACCCGCCACACUAAGAUCCGCCACACUAAGACCCGCCGCACUAAGACCCGCCACACUAAGACCCACCGCACUAAGACCCGCCACACUAAGACCCGCCGCACUAAGACCCGCCACGCUAAGACCCGCCACACAAAGAACCGCCACACUAAGAUCCGCCGCACUAAGACCCGCCACACUAAGACCCGCCGCACUAAGACCCGCCACACUAAGACCCGCCGCACUAAGACCCGCCACACUAAGACCCGCCACACUAACACCCGCCACAUUAAGACCCACCACGCUAAGACCCGCCACACUAAGACCCGCCACACUAAGACCCGCCACACUAAGACCCACCACGCUAAGACCCACCACACUAAAACCCGCCACACUAAGACCCACCACACUAAGACCCACCACACUAAGACCCACCACACUAAGACCCUCCACACUAAGACCCACCACGCUCCGUCACGCUGUCCCCCGCCCCACUACAACCCGCCACGCCCUCGCUUCUCCUUCCCGGCGCCUGGCUGA
Molecule: messenger RNA, 1965 nt
Organism: Eriocheir sinensis (Chinese mitten crab)
Lineage: Eukaryota; Metazoa; Arthropoda; Malacostraca; Decapoda; Varunidae
Product: filaggrin-2-like
Exons: 4
Coding region: 1-1965 (654 amino acids)
Source: RefSeq, a predicted model, not a curated record